CAACGAUAUGAGGAUUACUGGUCUAGCUCAUCUAAAUUAUUCGAAUCUACAACUGAACCUGAAUAAUCGCUUGGUUUUUCAUUCAUAUUUCAAGAUGCCUAUGACUAAACUACAGAGUUCAGAUGGAGAGGUGUUUGAAGUAGAUGUUGAGAUUGCUAAACAAUCUGUCACUAUUAAAACCAUGUUAGAAGAUUUGGGUAUGGAUGAGGAUGAACCUGUUCCACUACCUAAUGUUAAUGCUGCUAUAUUAAAGAAGGUAAUUCAAUGGUGUACCUUCCAUCGUGAUGACCCUCCACCACCUUAAGAUGAUGAAAACAAAGAAAAAAGAACAGAUGAUGUUUGCUCCUGGGAUGCAGAAUUUCUUAAAGUUGACCAGGGCACCUUGUUUGAGUUGAUUUUGGCUGCCAACUACUUAGAUAUCAAAGGCUUGCUUAAUGUAACUUGCAAAACUGUAGCAAAUAUGAUCAAAGGGAAGUCCGCAGAGGAAAUCAGGAAAACUUUUAACAUUAAAAAUGAUUUCACACCAGCAAAGGAAGAGCAAGUAAGAAAGGAAAAUGAGUGGUGUGAAGAAAAGUAGAUCAGAAUACU
This is a messenger RNA of Physella acuta, 588 nucleotides long. Its product is annotated as S-phase kinase-associated protein 1-like. Gene Ontology annotation, biological process: ubiquitin-dependent protein catabolic process. The record is from RefSeq and is a predicted model, not a curated record. Lineage: Eukaryota; Metazoa; Mollusca; Gastropoda; Physidae.